This is a messenger RNA of Diabrotica balteata, 900 nucleotides long. Lineage: Eukaryota; Metazoa; Arthropoda; Insecta; Coleoptera; Chrysomelidae. The record is from the annotation of a GenBank genome assembly.
ACGUGUGUUAGCAGUACGUAUGGUAUGGUGUAGCGGUCUUCAGUGAAAGUUAACGAUGGAAUUCGACGUUGGUGAAUUGUGUUGGAUUUUUUCGAAUUGAUGAACGACAAUAAUUGUGGGCUGCGAUUUAAAAACACUUCAACGGUUGAGGAGUGUUUAAGUAAGCAAGAAGUUAGAGGACAGGAACAGAGUACAAUGUGGCUGCUGGAUAUACCUCAAACACACAAUGACUGUGAGAAACUAUGUUUCCGCUACUACGACGGAACGUCAAUGGAAUAUAUAGCCCAGUCAGAUCCGCUUAUAAUCAAACAUCCUGUAGACAAAAUCAAAAAAUUAAUAAAAGUCAAAAAACAAAAAUGCAACGGUAUAGAAAAUGACGCAUUUCAAGACGAAACAGACCUUCUUCAUACACCGGAUAUAAUGAAACCUUCAAAUUCGUUAGAGACUUUAGAUAACGGCGAUCACAUUGUAUCUGGAGCUAAGAAAAAAUCGCCGAAUGGUUUGAAAAUUACCGGUUUAAAUGGCACCAAGAAAAAAAUUAGGUCAAAGAACAGUCCUAGGUCGCCUAAAUCGCCCGGUAAGGAAUAUUAUCAGAUUUGGGACGCAUCUUCAUCUCCAUCACCGGAGUCCGAAGAAAACGCUUGUGGUAUGGAUUUCUCUGCGGAAGCACUGGCACCUCCAUUACCUCCAAGAACUCUACACAAACCGUUAGAGAGGUGUCACGCCUUGGGUACCCCAUUUACCCCCCCUGUUGUACUCCGGCAAAACAAACCAAGAAAAAUCCAAAAAUUAGAAGAUACAUUCGGCUUCGAAUUAAUAGACACCGACGAAGACUUUAAACCAAGUGGUAGGUACUAUACAUUUUUCAACAAUAUUAAAUUUGCUUCUUUAACAGGAUAA